AUAACCUAAAUGCGAUCAUAAAGUGAAACAACGAAUUUCUUAUUAAACUAAACGAUUUACACCUAAUUACAACGUAAUGAGGUGACACACAUUUUAAUAGUUAUUAAAUUAUAUUAAUUAUAAAAACUGAGACCAUGGAAGAGCAGAAGAAAAUCGUGUACAUUUACAGCGAUAAUUUGCGAAAACAAUGUGAUCGUAUACCAACAAUGCUGAACAGAGCAUCAGUGGUGCAAGAUUUAAUCAGUUCAUAUGAAAUUAUGUCCAGUAAGAAACUCCUAAUUGUGCAAAGCUUAGAUGCAACUGAAGAAGAAUUAAAACUCUUCCAUUCUUCCGAUUUUAUAGAUUUUAUGAAACGUAUAAAUGACUCUGAUGAAUUUGAAAAGUAUGAAGAUGAACAGGAAGAAUUUGGUUUGGGAUAUGACUGUCCCAUUCUUGAUAAACAUUAUGAUUUUGUGAAGACCCUUGCUGGGGGUUCUUUAACAGCUGCUAAGAUUUUAGCCAGAGGGAAAUGCCACGUUGCUAUAAACUGGUUUGGUGGCUGGCACCAUGCCCAAAGAGAUUCAGCAGCUGGUUUUUGUUAUGUAAAUGAUAUUGUUUUAGCUAUUCAAAAAUUAACUGAAACUUUUAAUAAAAUUUUAUAUGUAGAUCUGGAUAUACAUCAUGGUGAUGGCGUUCAAAACGCUUUUGAAUUUAGUAAAAAAAUUCUGACUUUGUCAUUUCAUAAAUUGAUGCCAGGUUUUUUCCCUGGGACUGGUAGGCUUGAAGAUUGUGGAAGUUGCAAAGGAAAAUAUUAUAGCAUUAAUGUGCCUGUGUUGGAAGGUGUCAGUGACACUACUUUCCUCAAAUUUUUUAUUACUGUUUUACCAAGAGUUAUGGAAGCAUUUCAACCUGAAGCUUUAGUAGUACAGUGUGGAGCAGACUCUUUAAAUGGUGAUGAAAUAGGACAAAGUAACUUAACACUGAAGUCAGUUGGUGAAUGUAUUAAAAAAAUCUUGGAAUACAGAAAACCUACUCUUUUUUGUGGAGGAGGUGGAUACAAUUUUGCUAAUACUGCAAGACUGUGGACUUAUUUGACUUCAAUCAUUGUUGAACAGGAUAUUGAUAAUGACAUACCAGACUCUAGUGAGUUUUUUACUAACUAUGGGCCAACAUAUGAACUUCACAUUGAUACAGGUAAUCAGAAAGAUUUAAAUACGGAUAAGUACAUUUCUGAAGUGGUGGGAACAGUGUCUUCAUAUUGUGUUUUUAUCCAGAAUGAUCAUGUGUAAAAAGUUAAGGCAGGAAAUUUUUAUCAGACUGCAACUACAUCAGCCAAUAAAUUUGUAGUGGUUUUAAUUGUAUUAAGUACUAUUUUAAGAUGAAUGUGUUCAAUAAAACUUUA
This is a messenger RNA of Zophobas morio, 1381 nucleotides long. Its product is annotated as histone deacetylase 8-like. Lineage: Eukaryota; Metazoa; Arthropoda; Insecta; Coleoptera; Tenebrionidae. The transcript has 4 exons. Gene Ontology annotation, molecular function: histone deacetylase activity. The record is from RefSeq and is a predicted model, not a curated record. Gene Ontology annotation, biological process: negative regulation of transcription by RNA polymerase II. The coding region runs from base 135 to 1268 and encodes 377 amino acids. Gene Ontology annotation, cellular component: nucleus.